Molecule: messenger RNA, 972 nt
Organism: Malassezia globosa CBS 7966
Lineage: Eukaryota; Fungi; Basidiomycota; Malasseziomycetes; Malasseziales; Malasseziaceae
Exons: 3
Coding region: 1-972 (323 amino acids)
Biological process (GO): xenobiotic detoxification by transmembrane export across the plasma membrane
Cellular component (GO): plasma membrane
Molecular function (GO): fluconazole transmembrane transporter activity
Source: RefSeq, a predicted model, not a curated record
AUGCAGAUACCCACGGCACUGUGCAACAAUGUUGCUGGUUUCAUGGUGCUGAGAUUCAUUGCUGGAUUUCUAGGCAGCCCUGUCCUUGCGACGGGAGGAGCCACCAUGGCAGACUUGUGGAAUUUAGAUGGCGGAUUCAUGAAUGGCAUUGCAUUCUGGUCGUAUGCUGCGUGUGCUGGACCAGGCAUGGGUCCAUUGCUCUCGGGAUUUGCGGUGCAAGAGAAAGGCUGGCAUUGGAUUGUCUGGCCGCUUCUAUGCGGGACGGGGCUUACAUGGAUUUUUGUCUUCUUUCUUAUGCCUGAGACCUAUGGUGAUACCAUUUUGACGCGUCGAGCCAUCGAGUUACGGCAUAUCUCAGGGAAUGAGCUGCUCCGUUCACGAGCAGAAGAGAGAGAUACUCAAGUAUCGCUAAGUCAACUUGCGUACAGGACCUUGUACCGCCCUCUUCGAAUGACAUGUACGGAGCCUGUUUUAUUUUUUAGCGACUUGUACAUUGCGUAUGUCUACGGAAUUACCUACUGCUUUUUUGAAGCGUUUCCAUUGGUAUGCAGAUUUGCUCUGACUAGUAGACAUUCCAAGGUCGCCACCACUUUACACUGGGAGAAUCAAGCAGUGCUUACAUCACCGGCUGGAUUGUUUGUGCUAUUGCACUGGUGCUGUACUGCAUUUACAACCAAUGGCUUGUAUUGCCGUGGUUCCGUUCAGGGAAGUGGAAACCGGAAUUUAGAAUGCACGCUUGCUUCAUCGGAGGGAUCUUGUUUCCUGUUUCUUUGUUUUGGGUGGCGCAUUCCCGUUAUUUUCGACACAAAUGUUCAACCGACUGACGAUCCAAGGCGGUUGCAGUCUUCUUGGUGGAUUGGCUAUUCUUUUGAUACCCGUGACAGUCACGUUUUAUAUGUGCGGAGACAGGUUGCGCAAAAAAUCAAAAAUGGCUGGGAUGAGCAGCGUGGAAGAGCGAAAUGGAAGCAGUAG